Messenger RNA from Linderina pennispora, 309 nucleotides. RefSeq lists its product as uncharacterized. The record is from RefSeq and is a predicted model, not a curated record. Lineage: Eukaryota; Fungi; Kickxellomycota; Kickxellomycetes; Kickxellales; Kickxellaceae. Bases 1 to 309 code for a protein of 102 amino acids. The transcript has a single exon.
AUGGCGCCUGAGCGCAUCCUCAUUUUAGGGAUACUGAAAACCUCCCUCCUUGCGCUGGCGUGUCAAGUCUACUUUGUCACCACCCUGGGAAAGCCAAUCUACCACUGUAUGUUCAACCGGAACGCGUAUUUGGAUUUCUUUUUGCGGAAGAUGUCUGAACACAACUUGACAUGGGAGUACAACUGCGCUGAUAGCAGCCAGCCAACUGACUCUGCACAGAUCCACGGUCCUCGGCCGCUGACCGCAUCUAAGGUCAAUAGCACGAGCGGUUCAAGCAAUACGUUCUACCCCAGCAAUCGAGUGUACUAG